GCUUUGACAAUGACGAAAAUAAAACGGUUCAUUCGGUGGUGCAUUCCAAUUUGUAUUGCAGUCCAAGCGUGCAUUCCAAGCAUCGCAGCUCAAAACGGUGGAAACUGUGCAAUAGAUCCACGUUGCCCGCGGUUCGAUACAGGAGAUUCGGCCGUUCUGGUGCCCCAUCCGGACUGCGGUAAAUUUUACAAGUGUGCUCUCGGGAAAGCCUGCGAGUACAACUGUCCGGCGAAUUUGCACUUCAACCCGAUUCUGCUGACCUGUGACUAUCCCCACGUGGCAUGCUGCAGCCGAGAUGUGGCUUGUACGGGGCCGACGACGCAGGGAUCGAAUCAACCUUCGGGAGGUUCUGGAAUGUACCCGCCUAUUGGAGACAUAACUUCCGGUGGGGAUUGGAUGCCUGGCGCUUUGCAUAACUCCACAUUUGUUGGUUUGGAGGGUCAAAAACCUGUAGUGAAUCCGAGACCAACAGUGAUACAAGAAACGGUUAAUCCGAAUAUCAACAACUUGGGUCAAGGGACACAACAAGUCAUACCUGAGUACAACGGAUCACCAUCAAUUCCAUCGAAACCCUCUGAAGAUAUAUCUCUUGGUCAACCGUCCAUGGGAGGCUUGGGAAAUCCUCCGGACAUUGAUGAAUUUAAUGGUCAAGUAUGGCUCUCAGCCCGGCCAGGGUGUGUAGUGGACAGCCGUUGUUCUUCCAGUGAAGUCCUGAAUUCUGAGAAGCCUCUGUUCUUGAAGCAUUCAAGCUGUGAAAAGUUUUACAUGUGCAGUGGAGGAGAGGCGUGCGAGGUAGACUGUCCACCGGGUCUUCACUUCAACGCCCAACAAUCCCGAUGUGAUUACCAGGAUGCGGCAUGCUGUGACACGUCGAUACCAUGUGCCCGUACCAACUUGGAAGUGCCAAUGAGCAGCUGCAUCCCAGAUGUCAGAUGUUCCCUGUAUGAAAACCCGUUCGAUCCAACUCAUCUGCCCCAUCCGACCAAUUGUAACCGGUUCUACAAGUGCUCGUACGGCAAGGCCUGCGAACUGCCGUGCCCCCAAGGACAACACUUUAGCGUAGCUAUGAAUCGAUGCGAGUUCCCAGAAGUUGCGUGCUGUGACAAAUCCAUAAGAUGCUCGGGACCAUACGCAGUGUCCGACCUUUAUCCGGAAACCCGUGACGAACCAAUAAAACCAGCUGAGCCGAUAGAACCCCGUGAAGAGCCAACAAAGGCACCAAAUGCCCCGACUCCGGAGAGCAUCCGCAUCAACACCUGCUUCGAGGCGCAGCAGUGCCCGGACGGCGACGGCAGGAUGAACCAGCUAAUGAGACACAACGAUUGCACCAAGUUCUUCAGCUGCUUCCAGGGAACCAUCUGCGAGUUUGUCUGCCCGAUCGGGCUGCACUUUAACGAGCGGUCCAAGGUGUGCGACAAGCCGGAGAUUGCUCAGUGCAGUCAGGGUUUUAACUGAAAUGUUUUUUGUACUGUCGAAUAUUGCUCUGUAGCUCUUUAACAUAACAUUACUACAUAAGGCAGAAGUUUCAUGCGAGUUUGCCGACAGCUCUCACAAAAAAAAAAAUUAAAUCGAGCCAUAGUCCUUGUUCCAGUAUCAAUGCGAAUGUAUAUUUGAUACCGAUCCCAGAUUCUCCAAUGCUACAGAGUGAAACAUUUCCGCUCUAUAGAUAAGAUAAAAGCUAUCAAGUUAUUUACGAAUAAAAAGCAACAACUUCA
Molecule: messenger RNA, 1715 nt
Organism: Culex quinquefasciatus (southern house mosquito)
Lineage: Eukaryota; Metazoa; Arthropoda; Insecta; Diptera; Culicidae
Product: chondroitin proteoglycan 2
Exons: 1
Coding region: 10-1455 (481 amino acids)
Cellular component (GO): extracellular region
Molecular function (GO): chitin binding
Source: RefSeq, a predicted model, not a curated record